Messenger RNA from Poecilia latipinna (sailfin molly), 1091 nucleotides. Its product is annotated as clumping factor B-like. Lineage: Eukaryota; Metazoa; Chordata; Actinopteri; Cyprinodontiformes; Poeciliidae. The record is from RefSeq and is a predicted model, not a curated record. Bases 575 to 1045 code for a protein of 156 amino acids. The transcript is spliced from 2 exons.
CAAAAGAAGAAUCUUAAAUUCAAAAACCUAUAAGUCCAUGUUUCUUUUACUUAUUUGUCUGGUUCUGACCUGUGAUACUUCACAAAGUGUUUCAGUUUGACGGAUAUGUGAUGGUGGAGGGUAAAUAAUCCUUCAGGUUGGAGUGGACACAGAGGGUGCAGGUACAGACGACAGAUGGAGACUCAGCGUGACGUAUUUGUCAUUGUGCAGACAGAGGCUGUUAUUACAGGGUGCUGUCAGGGGCUGACUGAGGAACUCUGAGUCUGCUGGUGAAGGAGAGAAUCUCGUGUGGACCAAAACUGAAAGCUGAAUAUGAAAAGAGAGUAAGAAGGAGGACUGAGAAGCUGGAGGUUAAGUGGGAUUGAGGCAUCAGUGAGGUGGUGGAUAUUGUUGGUGGAGCCCGAGUGACUGACAGAUCUCAUCACCUGGAUUGGAGAUAAAAAAUAAUAAAAAAAUUCCCCCCACAGAUGUUUCAUCUGUACUAACCAAGAAACCUGCAGCUCAAAUAAAGUUUGAUCAAAAAGUCUGUAUUCCUCACUUGAAGGACGGUCCUGACUGGUAGGACGAUCCUGACAUGGAUGCAGGUCCUGACUUGGAGACCAUUAAUGACUCUGAGGCAGGUCCUGACCCAGAGGCUUUUCCUGACUCGGAGGCUGGUCCUGACACGGAGGCCGGUCCUGACUCAGAGGCAGGUCCUGACCCGGAGGCCGGUCCUGACACGGAGGCCGGUCCUGACUCAGAGGUCGGUCCUCACUCUGAGGAUGGUCCUGACUCAGAGGCCGGUCCUGAUCCGGAGGCCGGUCCUGACUCAGAGGCUGGUACUGACCCAGAGGCCUUUCAUGACUCGGAGGCUGGUCCUUACUCAGAGGCCGGUCCUGAUCUGGAGGCAAGUCCGGACUUAGAGGCCGGUCCUGACUUGGAGGCAGGUCCUGACUUGGAGGCAGGUCCUGACUGGGAGGACGGUUCUGACUGGGAGGCAGGUCUUGACUUGGAGGCCGGUCCUGACUGGGAGGCAGGUCCUGAACUGGAGGCCUGUCCUGACUAGGAAGCCAGUCCUGACUAGGAGGCCAGUUCUGACUCGGAGGCUGGUC